AUGUCUUGCCAUUGGAAUAGUGGAUCUAUUAGAACAUCUGUCUGCGGCAGUGUUAGAGUGAGUGGAAUAGCAGCAGACUUUGCAAAGGGAUCUGAACAUAUUGGAGCUAGUAACCUCAGUGCAAAUGAUGGUCUGCUUCAGUGGGGGGAGAAAGAGACAAUGCAGAACCUUAACUUCCGACUAGCCUCAUACUUGGACAAAGUAAGAGCCUUGGAAGACGCCAAUGCUGAUCUAGAGUCAAAAAUCAAGGAAUGGUACAUAAAACACCAGGCAACCACUGUACCCCGUGAUUACAGCAAGUACUAUCAAAUAAUUGAAGAACUCAAGAGGAAGAUCCAAGCUGAAACUGUUGAAAAUGCUAGAGUUGUGCUACAGAUUGAUAAUGCCAAGUUGGCUGCAGAAGACUUCAGAAUCAAGUAUGAGAAUGAAUUGUGCCUUCACCAGAGUGUGGAAUCAGAUAUUAAUGGUCUACGCAGAUUACUGGAUGAGUUGAGCUUUGCUAAAUCCAACCUGGCAUCUCAGCUUGAAAGCCUGAAAGAUGAGAUUACAUGUCUGAAGAAGAAUCACGAGGAGGAAAUGAAGGCCCUGAGGGGACAAAAGGGAGAAAUUAACGUGGAAAUGGAUGCUGCCCCUGGAAUUGAUUUAAGCAAAUUGCUAAAUGACAUGAGAGCUCAAUAUGAAGAACUUUCUGAGCAGAACAGACAGAAAGCAGCAGAGUGGUUUAAUGAAAAGAGUGCAGAACUGAAAAAGGAAAUCACACACAGCAGUGAAUUGGUUGAGUGCCAUAAAACCCAGCUGACAGAUUUAAGACGAACUCUUCAGGAAUUAGAAAUCGAUCUUCAGGCCCAAGUUGCUUUGAAAAAGUCUCUUGAGUGCUCCCUGGCAGAAACUGAGUGCUGUUACAAUUCUCAGCUAGCGCAGCUUCAGGGAUAUGUAGGAAAUGUAGAGGAACAGCUGAGUCAGGUCCGAAGUGACAUGGAGCGACAGAAUGGUGAAUACAAAGUCCUUUUGGACAUUAAGGCACGUCUAGAAAUGGAGAUCGAGACCUACAGACGACUGCUUGAUGGAGAGGCAUGGCAACAUAAACAAAUUCCAGUCCCUGUAAAAGAGCCAAACAAAACCAGGAAAGUUACAACCAUAGUGGAGGAGGUUGUGAAUGGCAAAAUUGUGUCACACAAGGUGAACGAAACAGAAGAGAAGCUAAAAGUAUAA
Messenger RNA from Bombina bombina (fire-bellied toad), 1212 nucleotides. Its product is annotated as keratin, type I cytoskeletal 17-like. The record is from RefSeq and is a predicted model, not a curated record. NCBI's taxonomy places the organism in Eukaryota, Metazoa, Chordata, Amphibia, Anura, Bombinatoridae. Gene Ontology annotation, molecular function: structural molecule activity. The transcript is spliced from 8 exons. Bases 1 to 1212 code for a protein of 403 amino acids.